AUGGUAGCAGUUCUAAUCUUGGUGUUGGCGAGCGUAUUUCUGUGUGCGACUCCUGUGCAUCAUCAACGCUUUAAACUGCCCAUGUGCCUCACGGGGUACAUGACGGACGUGCAGUCAUGGGUCGAUGAGCGCGGAUCCUUCACCGAUAAAGUGGAUAGAAGAUAUGCUGUGGAGCUACUAAAUUUUAUAGAAGCCAGUUCAAUGUAUACGGACAUGGAAAUAAUUGCACGCUCCAAAGCUCGUAAACAAAUCAGAGAGAUUAGAUACCUGAGUGUAGCUAGAUGUGGCCUGACCAGGAUACCAAGGUUCUUCGACAUACAAAUAUACGAUGACGGCAGUACGAUGGCAGACAGAUUAGAAUACGCAACAUUUUACGGCAACAAUUUCAUAGAAGUCAGCAUACCCGGUGAGAGUUACAACGUCCAAUUUAAUGCUACCGAAGCGGAGGUCAUUACGAAUCCGAACAGCUUAAAAGACGAUGCACCAACGCUUUGGAUUAAUGGACUUCACGAUGUUACUUUUAAAGUUCUAAAGGAGCUUGAUCUUCGCGCAUGCGGCAUUCAGAAUUUGAGCCCAUUUUACUUCUCGAACAUGAAAGCAUUGGAAGCGCUCUACUUGGGAGAAAAUGAAAUACACACCAUUCCGAGCAACGCUUUCACGGGACUUAAUAAACUGCUGCAUUUAGAUUUGAGCCGGAAUUUCGCUUUAGAUCCUAACGGGUUAAGCAAAACUCUGCUAAUAGAACAUGCAAACGUUUUCUCGCCACUCGAAAGUUUAAAAUCUAUCGACUUUUCCCAUACGAAAAUGGUUCAGAGAAACGUUGUAGCUCUCAGGAAUCUUAGUGAGAGGUUGGAGAGGAUAUCGUUGUGUUCCGUUGGCUCGUUGACAUUCGACGAACGUUUCUUGAGGUCUUCUUCUAUAAAAAUUUUGGACAUUUCCGGGGUACAGGGUUUGGUAUCCAGUUCCCAAGUUUUACAACGCAUGCAGUCGUCACUCAAAGUGCUGUACGCCACAGAUUCGGGAAUCGACAAUUUCGACGUAUUCAAGGAUUUCGAAAGAUUGGAAAUCUUGAAAUUGUCUAGGAACGAGAUAACGACAGUGAGCAAGACGACUGCUGAAUCUCUGACCAAUUUAAAAGUAUUGGACUUAAGCUCCAACAGGCUUAAUAGUUGGUUCGAGAGAAUAUUUAGCCAAAUGCCCUCUUUGGAAGUGUUGAAAGUGUCGGACAACAAUAUCAACAUAAUAUCGGAACAGAUGUUGGCAGAUUUUGCCAACGUAUCGUAUUUGGGCCUAUCUGGGAAUUCUCUAGUUUGCAACUGCCGUUCAAAGGACUUGAUAGAAUUGGCUACGAGGAACGAACUGCAUAAGGAAGACAGAGCGAUUCCACAAGCCCCUGGAAAAAAUGGAAAAUUUGAUUUUCAUAUCGGCUUCGAAGAUAUUAACCAGAAGAUUGCUCUUCGACACAACAUAUCAUACCUUUGCGAACGAGGAUUUUGCGAUAUCGAAGAUCAUAUAGAUGGUAGAGUGCUGAUUUCCGAUUACAGCCCGAAUGGUUACAAAUGCUUUCAGAUGGGCGAAAGCAGAUCUCUAGCCAUAGUUGAAGUUAAAUCUUGUAACGAAGAAGGGAGAAACAGUGAUGUGAUUGCAGAUUUGGAUGCUGGAUGGAAUAAAUUGUUGAUUCUGUUGUUGCUUCCUUGCAUUCUGUUGCCGUUGACUUUGGGGUUUGUGUUCAGGAGAAACCUAAGAUAUUUCUGGGUGACCUUAAGGAACUCAGCUCUCAUCAGUAUGGUGAAUAAGAACAAGGUCAUUGAUGAUGACACGAUCUUCAACUAUGAUGUGUUCGUCUCGUACUGCCACGAGAAUCGUGCGUGGGUUCUGGGCAAGCUUCUGAGCCAUUUGGAGCAGGAGUGCAGCGUCAGUCUGUGCCUCCAUGAGAGGGACUUCCAGGUUGGUCUCACGAUUCUGGAGAACAUAGUGUCUUGCAUGGACCGCUCCAAAUUCAUUAUGUUGAUCAUCUCGAAGCAGUUCCUCUUGAGCCAAUGGUGCCAGUUCGAAAUGCACUUGGCUCAGCAUAGGUUGCUGGAGACCCGCCGCGAAGAUCUGAUCCUCAUCCUCCUGGAGGAGAUUCCCCGCCGGCUGCGACCCAACAACUUGCACUACCUGAUGCUGACCAAGACCUACCUAGUGUGGCCGAAGAAGGAAUCGGAACAGCCGCUGUUCUGGAAACGACUCAACAAGAGCGUGGAAGCGCAUAAACAGAGACGCAGGGAGAACGCGUCGAUAGCGUGA
Molecule: messenger RNA, 2289 nt
Organism: Chilo suppressalis (striped riceborer)
Lineage: Eukaryota; Metazoa; Arthropoda; Insecta; Lepidoptera; Crambidae
Source: the annotation of a GenBank genome assembly